This is a messenger RNA of Hyaloperonospora brassicae, 1044 nucleotides long. The record is from the annotation of a GenBank genome assembly. Lineage: Eukaryota; Oomycota; Peronosporomycetes; Peronosporales; Peronosporaceae.
AUGGAGUUGCUCGCUCUUAUGGCUUACCAGCAGCCGUGUAAAGAUGACGCAGACAUUGCGUUGUAUCGGACUUUGUGUCAGGAAAUCGAGUUGCGGUCAGACGAAGCCCAGCCCCUGAUGAUUCGGCAGGCUGCUGCCUCUGCGCUGCAUCACAGUGGUCUUCUGCGUCUGCACAACAAGCAGGACGGCAGUACCGUGUAUGCCGAGCUAGCGCUGGCAGGAUGGAUGAGUGCAUUACGACUGCUCCAAGACGACAGCACGUGUGUGAGAGCUGUUGCGCGGCACGCUAUUGAGAAUGUCCUUGGUACCGUUGACCCGGCUCGCAUACGAUUUUCGUCGUCGGACGCAACGGUGCUAUCUCUCGCGGUGGAGUAUAUCGUAUCCUCCUUCGCGCAUACUGGACACGGUGCCACGUCUUUGUCGAAGAUGUUGAUCCAGCUUAUCGAUGCGCCUGUCGUGCUCACUGCAUAUGUCGGUGCUGCUGGUGCCAAGGCCCUAGACUGGGACAAUUUGUACCGCCGCAUAUUUGAGUACGAAAGCAGCAACUACUUUGCUGAGCGAGACGGGCUCGCACAAAACAUGGUGUACUACUUAUUGGCCCGUUCGACUGGCGAUGAAGAGUCGAUUCGCCUCUUGUGCGAACAGGUCUUGACUCUACUGAACAAAGCACUUCAGAUCUUGAACCAAGAGUCUCGAUGCUCCGACGAGGAAGCCGGUCGGUGGCUAGGUGGAGUUACUUACUACCCGGACGUCUUUUCUCCUGCGUUUGGCCUUCUCGCGGCGGGUGUCGCCGUCGUGACUUCGACGUCACACUCGUUGACUGGCGAUCUCCAGUCUCUAGCUGUACAAGCUCGUGAACUCGCCCAGGAAGCGUGUGGCAUUCACAGCAAAGACGACGUCAUGCAUCCUCUAAUGAUGCGGGCGCUGAAGCUACUUGCCUGUACAGACCAUCCGUCGUCGCGGCAAGAUGGCACCGAGCCUGUGAGAGAGCUGCUAUUUCUGACGCCGCACUGGAUAGCUCUGACCGAUUCGGUCAACAAGUAG